Salarias fasciatus (jewelled blenny) is the source of this 2698-nucleotide messenger RNA. RefSeq names its product cadherin-related family member 1a (gene cdhr1a). Gene Ontology annotation, molecular function: calcium ion binding; cadherin binding; beta-catenin binding. The transcript is spliced from 17 exons. Gene Ontology annotation, biological process: homophilic cell-cell adhesion; multicellular organism development; adherens junction organization. The record is from RefSeq and is a predicted model, not a curated record. Gene Ontology annotation, cellular component: adherens junction; plasma membrane; catenin complex. Lineage: Eukaryota; Metazoa; Chordata; Actinopteri; Blenniiformes; Blenniidae. The coding region runs from base 60 to 2669 and encodes 869 amino acids.
GUGCAGGACUGUCCACGGAGCCGUCUUCAUGGUGCGCUUCCACCACUUCAUUCUUUAGGAUGAAGAAUGUAAAGAUAUUACAUUUGCCUCUGAUUUUUCUGUUUGUACAUGCCUGCUUCGCACAAGCGGACUUUGCCCCAUAUUUCUAUGACAAUGGACCCUACAGCCGCAACGGGAACCUGGCCUUCUUCAGCCUGUCCGAGGACACAGCUGUCGGCACUCAGAUCUAUUGCCUCAAUGGCACAGACCCUGAAGGUCAGGAGGUGAGGUACGGUCUUUCCUUCGAUCCCGGCUCCAAAGAGUUCUUCAGGAUUGACCCCAAAUCUGGAAACAUCACAUUAAUAGAAAAGCUGGACAGAGAGAAACAAGAUUCUAUUGAUGUUCUGGUCAGCAUCACAGACGGUAAAAGCAAGGUUGUAGAAAGAGUCACCAUAUUUGUAAUGGAUGCAAAUGAUGAAAAGCCUGAAUUCAGAAACAUGCCUGCAUUCAUCGAUGUGGUUGAAACAACGGAGUCUGGAAGCAGCAUUUACAAAGUGGAGGCCGUCGACAAAGACACAGGCUCCGGGGGCUCAGUCACUUAUUACCUCCAGAGUCAACACUUCAGUUUGUUCACGGUUGACAGACACAGCGGUGUCGUACGCAUCAAAUCUGGAGAGAUGCUGGACUAUGAAAAAACCAAGACACACUUUAUCACCGUCAUCGCAAAGGACGGUGGCGGUAACUUCAAUGGCAAGGAGCAGUUUCUGUCCUCCUCAGCUACUCUGACUGUCAACGUGAUCGACGCACAGGACACUCCGCCGUCUUUCAUCGGGACGCCGUACUUCGGCUACGUUUAUGAAAUAUCUGUUCCGGGAUCUGAAAUAAUCACUGUUAUUGCCAAAGAUGGUGAUGUGGGGAACCCAAAUCCAGUCCGAUACUCAUUUGUUGAUGGUGAUGAUGGUGUGUUUAGCAUCAAUAAAACAAGCGGUUGUAUCUCUCUGCUGACUCAACCCAUUUUUCUGAAGAGAGAAAUAUUCAACAUUCAAGUCAAGGCCUCAGAGGUCAGUCCGGCAGGCCGCCUUAUGGACUACGGAGUGACCAUCGUCGUGAUUCGUGUGGUUGAUCUGAAUAAUAAUCCACCGACUUUCUAUGGAGUGAACGGCCCUCAAAAUGUGUUUGAGCUGACCAUGUAUGAGCAUCCGCCGGAGGGGGAGAUACUCCGGGGACUGCAGAUCAUAGUCAACGACUCCGAUCAAGGUGCGAACGCUAAGUUUAACCUGAGACUGAUCGGACCAGGACGAAUGCUGCGGGUCGUCCCCCAGACUGUCCUCAACGAGGCCCAAGUCACAAUCCUGGUUGAGGACUCUGCUGCCAUGGAUUAUGAGAAGCAUCAGUUUCUGACGUACAAGCUGCUUGCAGUUGAAAUUGAUACUCCGGAGAGAUUCAGCGCCACUGCAGACAUUGUCAUUCAUCUCUUGGACACCAAUGACAACGCUCCCAAGUUCUCCUCUGAUUACUACAUCGCCAGAAUUCCAGAGAACUCCCCCGGCGGCUCCAACGUGGUGUCAGUCACGGCAACUGACCCCGACUCGGGAUCCUGGGGCGAUGUCAAAUACUCUGUCUACGGAUCAGGGGCUGACCUGUUUCUGAUCCAGCCUGAAUCAGGCAUCAUCUACACUCAGCCGUGGGCCAGCCUGGAUGCAGAGGUGCGCUCCAAGUACAACUUCUACGUUAAGGCGGAGGACACAGAGGGCAAGUACAGCCUUGCUGAAGUCUUUGUGACGGUGUUGGACCUGAACGAUCAUCCACCUUCUUUCAAUGACAACUUCCUGGAGACCACCAUGGUGAUCGGCGCGCCAGUGAAAAUAGAGGCUGUAGAUGACGAUGCCGAAGUGCCCAACAACGUCAUCCAGUACGCCAUCAUGAAAGCCGAGCCCGACAACAACAUCUUCGAGAUCAACGCUGACACCGGCGAGAUUAUGCUCAAGUCCUACAUCAAGUCCAUGGCCAUUAUUCAGAACAUCACCAAGCACCGGGACUGCACCUGGUCCUUGGUGGUGCAGGCCCGGGACCGAGGCCAGCCGUCCUUCAGCACCACCGCCGUCAUCAAGAUCGACAUCACCGAAGCUACCCAACUCAAAGGGGGGCCUUUGGGACCAUUUUUAUUGCAGGGUAGAAACAAGCCUUUGCAAAUCCUAGGCAUGCUUGCUGGUAUCAUUGCUCUCAUGGUCACACUCACAGUCGUCAUCUCCACUGCGAUAUUCUUACGCAACAAAAAGUCCAAUCGGAUCCUACCGAACCGCCGUGUCCGGAGACGGCCUCGGAGGGAGAACACCUGGACUCUUAAGAAUCCCUUCAAGAAGCCAGAAACCUCUGGAGCCAAAUUCAGAGUUGAGGAAGAAGAGGAGCGGGAGCCGGGGGUAGUGGUGGAAAAUGUCAACUAUAACAACAAUGUCAGUAACAUUAGGAGACAAUGGCCCCCACCUCCGCCGCCAAGUGCGCCUUCUCUGCCGCCCCCACCGCCUCUGUGUACCCCAAGAGAGCGGCAGUGGGCCGUACCGACCGUCUCUGCAACAGUGGGGCCCAGACCCAAGAAGAAGCCUGUGAUCACAAGGCAGGACACGGUGAAUAAAGCUCUGGUUUCAGAGCUCAAGAUGAGGCUGGAGCAGAAGAGGAUGCAGAACAACUGAUUUUGCUCGAUGAUUGGCAAGAAAAAAAA